UACUUAUAACAACAGCUAACUUAGCAAGAGACAAAGUAAAAUUUAUUGGCAAAUUUUUGGUUUAAUAGCAUUUAUUUCCUUGGAAUAAUUUGUGGUAAUUGUAAUAAGUGUUUAUAUACAUAUAUAGUUUUAUUGGCAAAAGGCUAUUGGCCAGCUAUAUUAUUGUGUGUUAAAAUUUGAUUGAAAUAACAUAUUUAACAUGUCUAGCGAAGACCAAAGUAUUGAUUCCAGCGAAAGUAUGGACGAAAAGCUGUUCAAAUAUACUUCGAGCUCACAGAAAAAAUCUAAAAAAGAAAAGAAACAUAAAAAAUCAGGUAAAAGCGAAAAAUCUCAUAAGAAGCAUAAAAAGUCAAAAAAGCGACAUCACAAACACAGCGAGUCUUCAAUUUCCGAAGAUGCUGGUAAUCAGCGUCGUAGUGGAGCUUUAAAUGAGAAAUUUACCGAAAUUAUGUAUAAAGUUACCAAAGAUGUUACGUCAGUUAACCGGAGUGAUCAGUCAAACGGAGGUAGGUUUGGUAUCACGAAAACUCAUAUUCAAACAGACCCUGGCAGCCUGGUAGAAGAGAUUACUAAGACGAUACAAAAUAAUAUCUUGCCAACAAUGGAAGUAGCGUCUUCUGGUAGCGAAAGUGAAGUACCAAAUGACGUCGCUAGCCCAGAUGUAGCAAUUAUAGAAGAUGAGCUUAAUCUUGAUGAACUGAUGAAACAAAAAGCUCUACUUCAAGCACGCUUAGGUGCAUAUUUGUCAGAGUCUGAUGGUGAAAGUAGCCAAUCCAAUAAUGAAUCAACAGCAAACCACAGCCAACGUAAAGAAAUCGUUAACACAAUAGUAUGCGAUGAUAAAAUGAAGACCGAUACCCACCGAUCAGUUAAGAAGCGGUCAUUGUCCUCUUCGUCAACAACUAGUAAAAAUGUUAUUAGUAAACAUAGUAAAAAACAUAUUUCAAAUGAACCCGAUGUUAUAUUAUUGGAUGAUUCUAGCGGUGGUCAACGUACUCCAGAGGCAAAACGUAAACCUUCACGUCAACCACAUGUGAUCAACAAAGACGAUCGUGUGCUGUCACCACGGAGAAGGUCCGCAACGGAGCACUACCACCACAAUCGCCAUUCUCUAAACGAUUCACAACCGCCACGUCGCCAUAGUUCACGAGACCGGCAUUCAACUCUUGUUAAGCGCAGCCGUAGUCGAUCUCAGCGUCGUGAUUCAGAUCCUCAACGGCGUCGUGAUGAUAGUCAUAGCCGUGGUCGGCAACGGCGUGAUAUGCAUGAUCAAAACCGAAAUAAGGAAGAUCUUCGACUGGAGAUAAACAGAGACAAACGCCGCGAAAGAGAGAACAGUCGUGACCGCCGAGGGCGAGACGAUCGAAAUAAACAGACGGAUCGCGGAGGUGGAUGCACUUUUGGUAAUAUUCGUGGACGCGAGCGUGAACGAGAACGUGAUAGAGAUCGUAGAAUGCGAUCUCACAGUCGCAGUAAAGUUGAGUCGGACAGACGUCGGGUUGAACGGGAACGACAGCGCGAAGGAAAAAACGACAGAGAUGGAUGGAAAGGUGAGGAUCGCGGACGUGAUCGUGAGAGGGACCGUUACCGCGGUUCUCUUAGCGAAGGUCAAAAAGCUGAAGUCAAAGAUACAAGCAGUGAAGAUGACAACUUAGAUAUUGACAUCAAUGAAGACGAAGAUGAAGAGGAGAGAAUAAUUGAAAUGCGACGAAAACAACGCGAAGAAUUAUUGAAAAAACUUGGUAAUAAAAAAGAAGCAUCACCACCUAAUAAUAUUACACAUUAUCGAAGGGAAGACAGUAUACCGAGAAAAGAGAGUGGUAAGGACUAUGAGCCUUUGGCUGACAAUUCUCCAGCUAAAUCGACGCCUGAUGUGGAAUCAAAUAUUAUGGAAGAUAAUGAUUUAGACGAUGAGAAAAAAACUAAAACAUCAGUAAAAGAGAAACGCCCUGAAUGGGAUAUGUUUGCAGAUCAAGACGUGGACUCAAACUUUGAUUCCCCUGGCGCAAUAAUCUUGAAUAAAACACAGCAUGAAAACCCGGCAUUAACAGAUAAUUGGGAUGACGCCGAAGGUUAUUAUCGGGUGCGUAUAGGAGAAAUUCUGGACAACCGUUAUGUUGUUAGCGGCUAUACAGGACAGGGUGUUUUUAGUAACGUAGUGAGAGCACGGGAUCAAGCGCGAGGAAAUGCUAAUGUUGCUGUUAAAAUUAUUCGUAAUAAUGAAAUAAUGCAUAAAACUGGUCUGCGUGAACUGGAAAUUCUUAAAAAAUUAAAUGAUGCCGAUCCAGAGGAUCGCUUCCAUUGUUUAAGGCUUUUCAGACAUUUUUUCCAUAAGCAGCAUCUCUGCAUGGUGUUUGAGCCACUAUCUAUGAAUCUUCGAGAAGUGCUUAAAAAAUAUGGUAAAAAUGUUGGCUUACAUAUAAAGGCGGUGCGUAGUUAUACUCAGCAGUUAUUUUUGGCGCUUAAACUACUUAAAAAAACUGGCAUACUUCACGCUGAUAUUAAGCCCGAUAACAUUCUAGUGAAUGAAAAUAAUUUGUGUCUGAAACUUUGCGAUUUUGGAUCUGCAUCGACCAUUAACGAUAAUGAAAUAACACCAUAUUUAAUAUCGCGUUUCUAUCGUGCACCAGAAAUAAUAUUGGGCAUAAAUUAUGAUUACGGUAUCGACAUGUGGUCAGCUGGUUGUACCAUUUAUGAGCUAUAUACUGGCAAAAUUCUCUUCAGUGGAAAAAGUAACAACCAAAUGCUAAAGUUCUUCAUGGACUUGAAAGGAAAAAUACCGAACCGCAUCAUUCGCAAGGGUCAAUUCAAGGAUCAACAUUUUGAUCAAAGCUGUAAUUUCCUUUAUCACGAAAUUGACAAAAUUACAGAACGGGAAAAAAUUGUCGUUAUGCCUGUGAUAAAAGCUGCACGAAAUUUACAACAAGAGCUAGUGGCUGAUCAGAAUUUACCAGAUGACCAACUGCGUAAAGUGACACAAUUGAAAGAUUUAUUAGAUAAUAUGUUUGCACUAGAUCCAUCGAAACGAAUCUCUUUAAAUCAGGCGCUUACGCAUCCUUUCAUUCAAGAAAAGAUGUAAACGACCAUUUAAGCAAAACAAUUUGUCGCAUUUUAUUAAACCGACAUGAGGUGUAAGAGUGAACUAUGGACGCCGAUACAUCGGGCAAACAUACAACAAUGUAAUUCUUUCCUAAAAUGCUGCUAAUUUUGUAUUAUAUUUUACAUUAUGGCAGUAAAUAGUGUUUAUAUAAUUAAGUAUUAUACAAUUACUUAUACGCGAAAUAUGACGUAUCAUCGACAAAUAUUUUUAUGUACAAUUGUACAAGACAAGAGAAAAACUUUGCAGAAAUGCAACGGUGCUUUUUGAGCAAGAAAUAUUUUUAUUUGGAAAUUAAGUGUAAUUAAUUUUACUACUAAAACUUUGGCUAGUUUCAGUAAUUAACUUCAAAUACUUUGCCACAGUACAAAACUAAUAAAAAUCUGUCAGCUCAUGUCAAGUAGUGUUCUAAGUCUUGAACUAGUAUACCUUUCACUGCAUUAUACAUAAAUUGGAAUGUAACAUAACUGAAAUGAGUAAUUUAUUUAAUUGUGUUGUGAAAACCAGAUAACAUCAAAAUCCAAACUUGUAUCGUAUUAAAUGACUUUAGUUAAUAUGUAAAAUA
This is a messenger RNA of Ceratitis capitata (Mediterranean fruit fly), 3662 nucleotides long. RefSeq lists its product as hypothetical. Gene Ontology annotation, molecular function: ATP binding; protein serine/threonine kinase activity. NCBI's taxonomy places the organism in Eukaryota, Metazoa, Arthropoda, Insecta, Diptera, Tephritidae. The record is from RefSeq and is a predicted model, not a curated record. The transcript has 9 exons. Gene Ontology annotation, biological process: peptidyl-serine phosphorylation; mRNA cis splicing, via spliceosome; peptidyl-threonine phosphorylation. The coding region runs from base 200 to 3079 and encodes 959 amino acids.